This is a messenger RNA of Apus apus (common swift), 852 nucleotides long. RefSeq names its product translocase of inner mitochondrial membrane 9 (gene TIMM9). Bases 213 to 482 code for a protein of 89 amino acids. Lineage: Eukaryota; Metazoa; Chordata; Aves; Apodiformes; Apodidae. The transcript is spliced from 4 exons. The record is from RefSeq and is a predicted model, not a curated record.
CCGGCCGGCAGCCCGCCCCGGUGACGCCGCCGCCGCCGGGAGCUCCGCGCCGGCUGAUUCGCCGCGUGGCGAAUCGGCGGGGCCGAAGGGCCUGCUGGGCCGCGCGCUCCCUGCCGCCCUCCCUUUCUCCCUCCCUCGGUCGCUGCUUCUUCUCGGCGCGGGCGGCCCCGGCAGCGGCUGCGAAUAGGUGAGUGCAUCACAGGCAGUAGAAUAUGGCUGGACAAAUAUCAGAAUCUGAUCAGAUCAAGCAGUUCAAGGAAUUUCUUGGAACCUACAAUAAAAUUACAGAAAACUGCUUCCUGGAUUGCAUAAAGGAUUUCACUAGCAGAGAGGUUAAACCAGAAGAGAUGACUUGCUCAGAUCACUGCCUACAGAAGUAUCUAAAAAUGACACAAAGGAUCUCCAUGAGAUUUCAGGAGUACCACAUUCAGCAGAACGAAGCUCUGGCAGCUAAAGCAGGACUGCUUGGCCAACCUCGUUAGCCAAGAGCAAUCUCUUCAGACUUUACCAGCAAUGCCAGUGUUCACUGGGCAAGAACCUACUGUCAGGAAGGAUGCUCAGCAACUCAGAAGAGAGUUCUAGACAGUGGAAAGCAUGAAGGGUUAAACAAGAAGGUAGUCAUGGUGGACUGGCAGUGGAGUCUGUUCCUGAGGUCCUUUUCACUCUACAGUGGAGUAAUUUUGAAUAAAAACUUUUCCAGGGCCCAGAAACUGGUAUGUUUAAAUUUCAAGGGUGGUGGGAGGGUGACACUUCCUUUCUGCUAAGAUUGGAUCAGAUGAUGAAAAAAAAAAAAAGUGUAAAAUGGGAAAUACACUUUUUUAUUUAAUUCAAGUAAAAUAAAUGUGAACUGUA